GGAGCAACUAUCAUCACAAGUGACAGGCCUACAAAAUGCUUUUUUGCUGAAAGAAAAGGAAUUCAACAAUUCCACUCGAGUGCUAAAGGAAAUCAUUAGAAGCAGGGAUGAACAACUAGUUAAGCAACAAGAAGGCAACAUGGAACUACUGAAGAAAAGAGAAGCUGAAAUGAGGAAAGAAUAUGAAUCAAAGCUUCAGACUCUAACAAAAAAUUAUGAGGAGCAACUUUCUAAGACACGAAAAGAAUGUGAGGCCAGACUAUUAGAAAUAAUAAAGGAGUUUACAGUGAAAUCAAGUGAAGCACUUGAAAACACUGUUGUAUCAAAACAUGAAGAAUGUGUAGAAGAAAUGAAGAUGAGUGCAAUGGAAUCAAGUGAACCAUUUCAAAGCACAGUUGUAUCAAAACAUGAAGAAUGUGAGUCCACAGCAUUAGAAGAAAUGGAGAAUGAAGACAAGUAUAAAAUGGAAUCAAGUGAAGCACUUGAAAGUGCAGAUGCAUCUAAACAUGAAAUAUCAUUAUCAUCAUUAUCAUCAUUAUCAUCAUCUUUGCAGUCUCCAUUAGCUAACAUUCCUUCAUAUGAAGUACAAAAGCAAAUGAUCCAACCUCUUUUGACACAACGUCUGAAGAAAGGAGACAAAUGGUAUCUUGUUGAUCAAAAGUGGUUUAAGCAGUGGAAGGAAUACACUGGAUUCGAUUCAUGGGAUCAACACACUGCAGGUGAACCAAGUGCUCAUCCAGGACCAAUUGAUAACAACGAUUUGUUUAAAGACAAUGUAUCUGAAAGACUAAAUCAUCAUCUAAUUGAAGAGCUACACUAUUCAUUACUACCUGAGCCUGCAUGGAAUCUUUUACUGAGUUGGUAUGGACUAUCAGUAGGAUCAAGGCCUAUUAUUAGAAAUCUAAUAGAGUUUGGAUCAUAUGCUAAGCACUUGAAGGUUGAAAUUUACUUGAUUAAUUUAAAAUUAUGCGUAGACCCUAACACUAAUAAUAUUAAAACAGGUUCAUUUAGUCGAAUAGAUACAAUCAGUCGAGUAUUGACAGUAAUAAAGCAACAGUUCAAUAUUCCUGAUACUACUGAAUGUAGACUGUGGAAACGUUACAUGAUAAAUGAUUAUGAAUUAUUAACUAAUCUUCAACAAACAGUAUCAGAUGCUGGUAUAUAUGAAGGACAAAUGAUAUUACUGGAAAUAAAAAAUCCACAUGGUACUUGGUCAAGAAUUGUGCAAUAUUCAGCUACUCAGACUUUCUCAAGUUUAUAUUAUAGAAUUAGUUCCUUAGAUAAUUUGGACAUCCUUUGAAUUUUAAAUUUUACAUAUUUUUGUGGUUUUGAGAUUAAUUGAUAGUUCUGUUAGUAACAUAA
Messenger RNA from Amphimedon queenslandica, 1362 nucleotides. RefSeq names its product ubiquitin carboxyl-terminal hydrolase 4-like. Bases 140 to 1300 code for a protein of 386 amino acids. Gene Ontology annotation, molecular function: cysteine-type deubiquitinase activity. The transcript has 6 exons. The record is from RefSeq and is a predicted model, not a curated record. Lineage: Eukaryota; Metazoa; Porifera; Demospongiae; Haplosclerida; Niphatidae.